GAGGGUUUCCCAGGCUGAGGUCCUUGUGUCCACAGCCUUAAGACGUGUAGCCCAGGCUGCAGUGGCCACUGCUUUCUGACCCAGGCAGCAGCAGCAGUAUGGGAUUUUGGGGCACCUACCUGCUCUUCUGCCUCUUCUCCUUCCUGUCCCAGGUCAUUGCAGAGUCACCCACUCCCAAGGCCAAGAAGGCUGCAAAUGCCAAGAAAGAUUUGGUGAGCUCAAAGAUGUUCGAGGAACUCAAGAACAGGAUGGAUGUCCUGGCCCAGGAGGUGGCCCUGCUGAAGGAGAAGCAGGCCUUACAGACUGUGUGCCUGAAGGGCACCAAGGUGAACUUGAAGUGCCUCCUGGCCUUCACCCAACCGAAGACCUUCCAUGAGGCGAGCGAGGACUGCAUCUCGCAAGGGGGCACGCUGGGCACCCCGCAGUCAGAGCUAGAGAACGAGGCGCUGUUCGAGUACGCGCGCCACAGCGUGGGCAACGAUGCGAACAUCUGGCUGGGCCUCAACGACAUGGCCGCGGAAGGCGCCUGGGUGGACAUGACCGGCGGCCUCCUGGCCUACAAGAACUGGGAGACGGAGAUCACGACGCAACCCGACGGCGGCAAAGCCGAGAACUGCGCCGCCCUGUCUGGCGCAGCCAACGGCAAGUGGUUCGACAAGCGAUGCCGCGAUCAGUUGCCCUACAUCUGCCAGUUUGCCAUUGUGUAGUACAGCCGCUACUAGCCCAGCCCGGAGCGGAGGGGCUGGGCCUGGGCCAGGGAGGGGUGUGAACCACAAAGAGCAGAAGGCUGUUGAAGGGUGGGGCUUGUGAGCUUGCUAUAUGGGCGGGGUGGGGUGGGGGGGCGUUGGGGCUGAGCUGAACAUUGGUGAGUGGGGCGGGCCUGGUGGUUCUCAGGGAGAGACAAGUUGUUGCAGGGCCCAGAGGGGCGGGGAGACCUUCUGUUCCUCUCUCUGCUUGGUUUUUGCAAAUAAAGUUGGUGCAGAAUUCCUGAA
Mus musculus (house mouse) is the source of this 992-nucleotide messenger RNA. It is a transcript of the gene Clec3b, whose product is annotated as C-type lectin domain family 3, member b. The record is from RefSeq and is marked validated. Bases 99 to 707 code for a protein of 202 amino acids. Gene Ontology annotation, biological process: animal gross anatomical part developmental process. The transcript is spliced from 3 exons. Gene Ontology annotation, cellular component: extracellular region. NCBI's taxonomy places the organism in Eukaryota, Metazoa, Chordata, Mammalia, Rodentia, Muridae.